UCUUACUAUAUAGUUUAGGCUGGCCUUGAACUCACUGUGUAGUCAUGUAGUCCAAGCUGCCCUCAAACUUGCAUCAACACCUUUGCCUCACCCUCCCAAAUGCUGAGAUUAUAGGCUUGUAUCACCACACUGGUAUCUAUUAGCUUUUAAUUUUAAACAUCUGUUUUUCCUAUAAAACUAUGUAAAUUGAGAACCGGCUCUGUACUUCAUCUUUGGUUCUAAAGCAACUGACAUACAGCCUCAGUUUUGUUGUCUAAUCAAAAGGAAGCAAAACUGCUUGGCAUUAAGUGUUUUGGGAGGACGAAUCUGGUCAGACUGAAGAGGACCAUUCCAUAUCUGACCUGAGGGAUAAAGGAAGGAAAGUGGCAAUGGUCAAUUCCAUAGCAGGUCAGAGAGAAAGGCAUUUACUGUGUAGUGUCAGAGGUUCUGCACUGAGCUUACCAACAGCAGAAAGAAGCCAGAGAGAUCAUUUUUAACAAGUGAGAUCCUAAAUCUUUUUUUUUGGUAAAAUGUACAUUAAAAGUACCAUUUUUGCUUUGCAUAGUGGUACAUGCCGGUGAUUCCAGCUACUUGGGAGGCUGAGGCGAAAGAAUUGCAAGUUUAAGCCCAACUGUUUGGGCAGUUAAGCAGGAUCCUGUUGCAAAAUAAAAAGAGAGAGUGCCAAGAUGUAGUUCAGUAGUAGAGCCCCCCUGGUUUCAAUCCCCAGUACUACUGAGGAAAAAAAAGAGACUAUGUUAGGGGUUAGAUAGUGUAGCUUAGUGUAGCUUACAGCACAUACCUGGCACACACACAAAAUUGAAUCUUCAGCACCAUUUUUUUAAAAAAAGUGGAAAAUUCUUAGCCGGGCAUGGUGGCUCAUGCCUGUAAUCCCAGCAUUCGGGAGGCUAAGGUGGGAGGAUCGUUGCAAGUUCGAGACCAGCCUGGGCUACACAGUGAGCUCAAGGCCAGCCUGAACUGCAUAGUGAGACCUCGUCUCAAAAAAGACCAAAAAAAAAAAGGUGGAAAAUUCUCAUUUUAAUCUUUUUGUAAAACCAUCUAUAAGUGUAUAGUUCUAUGGUAAUAAAAAACAUUCACACACCAUCACCCAUUCCCAGAAUUUUUUCAUCUUUCCCGGCAGAAAUUCUCCAUUCAUUGAACACUAAUUCACCAUUGCCCUCUUCCCUCAGGCUCUAGGAACCACAGUUCUACUUUCUAUCCCUAUGAAUCUGACUGUUCUAGAUUUUUUUUUUUUAAUUUUUAUUUUUUGGUACCAGGGAUAGAAUUCAUGACCUUGUGCUUGCCAGGGAAGCACUUAAGCCAUUGAACUAAAUUCCCAGUUAGAUAUCUCAUAUAAAAGAAUAUGUUUGUUCUUGUCUUAUCAUAAUAUCUUCAAAGUUCAUACAUGUUGUAGCAUAUAUCAGAACUCCAUUCCUUUUUAUGGCUGAAUAAUAUUCCACUGUAUGGAUAUACCACACAUUGAGUCAUUCAUCUGUUGUUGGAUACUUUUGUUAUCACUUUGCGUUUACUAUAAAUAAUGUGAAGGAUUGUACAAAUACUUCUUCAAGUCUCUUCAGAUCUUUGAGUAUACAUCCAGAAGCAGAAUUGCUAAAUCAUAUAAUUCUACAAUUUAAUUUUUUUUCUAACAAUGUUGGGGAUUAAACCCAGGGUCUCACAAAGGCUAAGUAAACAGUCUACCACUGAGCUACAUCUUCAGCCUUUUAUUUUUUAUUUUAAGGUAGGACUCUCAAAGCUAUAAAGGUUGAACUUAAACUUUCGAUCCUCCUGCUUCAGCUUCCCAGAGUGCUGGUGUUACAGGCUUGUGCCACUACACCUGGCUAAAUUUUUGAGGAGUUGCCACAGUUUUCCACAGUAGCUGUACCAUUUUAUAUUCUCACCAACAAUGUACAAGGGUUCUAAUUUUCUCAUUAACACUUGUUAUUUUCUGGGUUUCUUCCUCUUCUCCUUUUCCUUCCCCUUCGCCUUCUUCUUCAGUAACAGUCAUUCAGUGGGUGUGAAGUUCCAGGAAAUUUUAAUAUCAUAGACCACAGAGAGAAGUUUCACUUUGGAGAGAAGAGCACAGCAGAGGAGGGUAUAUGGGCAUCCUUGACCCAUCCAUAUCACAGGCCUCUGAGAAGCCAGAAGUCUGAAGCACUUUGGGUCAACUCAGCAGCUUGUCCCUGAUCUGUGGUCCUGGCUUCUCCCCUGCAGGUGCCUGGCUGCAGCAAAUCAUGCAGUGAGCCAUGCCCCGACCAGGACAGCCUCGCCCAUCAUCUGGGCCGGCUCGCUUAGGACCCUGGGAGCAGCCAACAGAACUAUGCCUGGAGACCUAUGAUGACCCACCCCAGCCUCCACCAGGCCGACGGACCCGUAGACCAGACCCUAAGGACCCUGGACACCAUGGGCCAGAGAGCAUUACCUUUAUCUCUGGCUCUGCCGAGCCAGCCACCGAACGCCCUGCCUGCUGCCUGCUGUGGCGGCCCUGGGGGUGGGACUGGUGCCGGGCUGCCUUCUGCUUCCGCCGCUGCUGGGAUUGCCUCCAGCGCUGUGGGGCCUGUGUGCGGGGCGGCAGCUCCUGUUUGUCUGCUGAGGACUCCGUUGAAGGGGCUGGUGAAGCUAACUGGGCCAAGGAGCACAAUGGGGUACCCCCCAGCCCUGAUCGUGUACCCCCCAGGGAUGGCCAGCGGCUCAAGUCUGCCAUGGGAAGUAGCUUUAGCUACCCUGACGUCAAGCUCAAAGGCAUCCCUGUGUACCCUUACCGCAGCACCACCUCCCCAACUCUUGAUGCGGACUCCUGCUAUAAGGAGCCACUGGCUGAGCCCCCUCCUAUGCGCCACAGCCUGCCUAGCACUCUUCCCAGCAGUCCCCGUGGCUCCGAGGAGUACUACUCUUUCCAUGAGUCGGACCUGGACCUGCCUGAGAUAGGCAGUGGCUCCAUGUCAAGCCGGGAGAUUGAUGUGCUCAUUUUCAAGAAACUGACUGAGCUGUUCAGUGUCCACCAGAUUGAUGAGCUGGCCAAGUGCACAUCAGACACUGUGUUCCUGGAGAAGACCAGUAAGAUCUCAGACCUGAUCAAUAGCAUCACACAGGACUACCACCUGGAUGAGCAGGAUGCUGAGGGCCGCCUGGUUCGAGGCAUCAUUCGCAUCAGUACCCGGAAGAGUCGCAAUCGUCCACAGACCUCAGAGGGGCGUUCAGCCCGGGCUACUGCCCCUACUGCUGCUGCUCCAGACAGUGGCCAUGAGACCAUGGUGGGCUCAGGUCUCAGCCAAGAUGAACUGACAGUGCAGAUCUCCCAGGAGACGACAGCAGAUGCCAUCGCCAGGAAGCUGAGGCCGUAUGGAGCCCCAGGGUACCCAGCCAGCCACGACUCAUCUUUCCAGGGCACCGACACGGACUCAUCAGGGGCACCCCUGCUCCAGGUGUACUGCUAAUCCCUGCUGGGCUCAGCAGCCCCAACCCCUCCUGGGAGAAGCAUGGCCUACAGAAUAGAGGGACCAGGAUCCCUUUGGGAAAGGCUGGACCAUAAGCAGUACCCACCCUGCUGCUCCUGUCCUGGCUGACUGGUUUUUGGACCAAUGCAUUUCACAGGGUCACAGUGCCCAUAUCCCCUGCCUUCCCAGCGGCUUGACCCCCUGCCCAAGCCUAUUCCUUCCUGUGGCCUGAUCAAGGAUAUAAGGACUUGGGAAGUACUCACUGCAUUGAAUCCUGACUCCAUCCCAAACAUGAAACGUUUAAAGGAAGUUUAAACGGACUGGGUUGGGGUGGGCAGGGUCUCUGCAUAGUGUUCUGUGGAUAGUACCCACUCAACAAGUUCUAUUGAGUGGUCUGUUGUGGUUCCUAAUGUACAUGUUAACAUGACAGUGCUUAAAAGUUCAAAGAUAACAGAUGCCUGCCUGAUCA
Molecule: messenger RNA, 3879 nt
Organism: Cavia porcellus (domestic guinea pig)
Lineage: Eukaryota; Metazoa; Chordata; Mammalia; Rodentia; Caviidae
Gene: Kdf1
Product: keratinocyte differentiation factor 1
Exons: 3
Coding region: 2220-3410 (396 amino acids)
Biological process (GO): regulation of epidermal cell division; keratinocyte development
Cellular component (GO): cell junction
Source: RefSeq, a predicted model, not a curated record